Onthophagus taurus is the source of this 1711-nucleotide messenger RNA. It is a transcript of the gene Yif1, whose product is annotated as Yip1d-interacting factor 1. NCBI's taxonomy places the organism in Eukaryota, Metazoa, Arthropoda, Insecta, Coleoptera, Scarabaeidae. Gene Ontology annotation, cellular component: endoplasmic reticulum membrane; Golgi membrane; COPII-coated ER to Golgi transport vesicle. The record is from RefSeq and is a predicted model, not a curated record. Gene Ontology annotation, biological process: endoplasmic reticulum to Golgi vesicle-mediated transport.
CAAACGUUGUGAGCAACCAUUCGAUUGCCGCUCCCAAAUCGAAGCCCCAUUAAAUUAUUAACCUUUAAAUCAAGUUUUAAAAUUGUCAUUUUUCAUUGUUCAUUUUUCGAUCACAAACACGAUUACACGAAGAACACUCGGUGAAUCGGAAUACGAAAAAAGGAUGUCUAACCGCCACGAUUGCAAUACGAAUUGGUUUUGAAAAUUCACCAAACCCGUUCGGGACUUAUAUACGGAAACGCGACUCAACCCAUUCGAUCGUUACCAACUGUAGAAAUUGAUAAUUCCCCACUAAAAAAUCCGUAUUCCAAAUCCUAAACAUAUCGAGCGACUGUCAAAACGGCGAGUACGUAAAUGACGUGUCUGAUUUACUCGAAUUAAGAGCUAAGAAUAAUAAUAAUUGUUUGAAAAUCGUCUUCUAAGGAGAUUUUUAGUGUUGUUUUAUAAUGAACUUUAACGCGAACGCAGCCGGAAGACCCCCCUUUGCCAGGAAAGUUAAAAGGGUUAGCGAUGUUAAUUCGAUGGGGUAUAAUCCUUAUAAUCAACAACCUUAUAUGAACAAUCCUAUUGAUAAUUCUAAUUCACAACAAUUUCCACCAGAUAACAUGGCACCAAACAUCCCCCAACAACCUCAGCUUCAACCAAAACAACCUUUUGAUACAACCAAAGACAUGGGAUACGGUUAUAAUCAAAACCCAUCAUUAAAUAUACCACCUCAAAUGCAACCUGCGCCAGGAUUAGGGGUGUUUGCACAACCGAUGGUACAAGACAUGGCUUAUCAAUAUGGACAACAGUUAGCAAAUACUGGAAAAACAAUGGUUCAACAAGAAAUACAAAAAUAUGUACCAUUAAUAAAACUAAAAUAUUACUUUGCCGUUGAUACAAAAUAUGUAAUUUCAAAGUUAGGAUUGUUACUCUUUCCAUUUACUCAUUCAGAUUGGUCGAUAAAGUAUGCUCAAGACGGGCCUGUUCAACCAAGGUAUGAGAUAAAUGCUCCAGAUUUGUAUAUCCCAACAAUGGCAUAUGUCACAUUUGUUCUGGUUGCUGGAUUGGUGUUGGGCAUGCAAAAACGUUUUAGUCCUGAACAAAUUAGUAUACAGGCGUCCUCUGCAUUGGCUUGGUGUGUUUUCGAACUGGCCAUUUACAGUUGUACAAUGUAUAUUUCAAAUAUAAAAGCAAGCUUGAGAACAUUGGAUUUAUUGGCUUACAGCGGAUACAAAUUUGUAGGGAUUAUUGUUAGUGUUUUAAUAAGCAUGUUAGCUGAAAAAAUGGGGUAUUAUUCAAGUUUGAUUUAUUUAAAUUUAGCGCUUGCGUUUUUCUUGGUGCGAUCAUUAAAGGGACAAAUUUUACCUGAACAACAACCUCAAGCUGCAACUUCUUAUUACGGGGAAGUACAGGUUCAACAAACCGGAAAUAAACGGCGAUUGUACUUUUUGCUAUUUGUAGCUUUAACUCAACCUGUUUUAUCUUGGUGGUUAUCAUUUCAUCUCAUUGGAUACACACUACCGACACCGACAAGUCGUUAGAAAUAGAAAAUGUAUUUGUCUAAUCUAUUUUUUUCUUAUGUUUUGAAAGGAAAUGAUAAUUUAUGUGGAAAACUCUAUUUUUUAUAUAUAAUCUGAAAUUAAAUCGGUUUCAAGUAACUAUAGUGCUAUUAAAAUUGUAUAUAAAAAUUGUAACAUUUCUAAUAAAUCAUUGUAAUAAAACAAAA